This is a messenger RNA of Penicillium macrosclerotiorum, 759 nucleotides long. RefSeq lists its product as uncharacterized. The coding region runs from base 1 to 759 and encodes 252 amino acids. Lineage: Eukaryota; Fungi; Ascomycota; Eurotiomycetes; Eurotiales; Aspergillaceae. The record is from RefSeq and is a predicted model, not a curated record. The transcript has a single exon.
AUGUCAUCCAAUCAGCUCCGAACUAGCGCCCUAGCUCGUGGGAAGGACUAUCGUCAAUGGAUGGAUGAUCCCGAGUAUGCGUCGCCUAGUCCGAGCGGGAGAGAGUGCCCUUUGCGAUCCUUGCUCACUCUUGAUCAUCUUAGAAAUGAUGACAAUGAGGUGGAAGAUUUCAGACAGCAAAUAAAAAGCCCGCGCAUCCUUCAAGAGAUCGCAAAGAUUUGCCCUCCUCAGGCUAAGUUCCGCAAAAUCCGGGUGAAAGAUAAACAAUGGGAGGACGGUGACCCGGGCGUGCUUUAUAAUUAUGUUACCGCAUUCGUUUAUCCCGGCGUUCUUGUGCUUUCAACCCUUAUUAGGAGAAACGGUCCCCAUGUGUCUGAAGUUGCAUUGGCAAUCUACCAAGCCUAUUACCCUGACCACUCAAUUCCGUUGAGGUAUGUCUUCGUUACCAACGUCGUCGAGGACGCUACCGUUGCCUGUUUCGAGGAUCCAAUCUUCUGCACCGUAAAUCUCAACUUUUCGGAUAAACACACCCAGGAGCCUAUUGGUUGGCCUCUCGGAACGGAACAAUAUGAUCUCGCACUUGGGACGCCCAUUGGUGCUUUUGUGGCAGCUAUUGUCAUUGGAGCGUUCGCGCGUGGAACCCACCGCAUCAGUAAGAUCUGGACAUGGACUAGAACUAAUCAUGCGGGGUCUUUGGACAUUAAAUUCGAUCUGGAGCCGCUUACGUCUUUGGAUCCGAAUAGAUUGGCGCCUCAGUAA